Molecule: messenger RNA, 1155 nt
Organism: Komagataella phaffii GS115
Lineage: Eukaryota; Fungi; Ascomycota; Pichiomycetes; Pichiales; Pichiaceae
Product: Penta-EF-hand protein
Exons: 2
Coding region: 1-1155 (384 amino acids)
Molecular function (GO): calcium ion binding
Source: RefSeq, a predicted model, not a curated record
AUGGCAAAGAAGAAGGAAUAUUCAACAGUGGAUGAUCAACUGAAUGUCUACCCUACUCCCAGAGAAGCUCUCCAUCCAGACGAACAGCUCCUACAACAACAAACAGACCACAGAUCACAUUCGAAUCAAAUGCCCCAAAAACCUAUAUUCAGCGGCAACGGGGAACGUAUAUAUCCAACUCCGCAGGAAGCAAUUAUGCGACAGAACCGACCGUCUCCCAUAGCGGUCCCCUCCAACAACGGACCGGGAACGUCAUCACCCCAAUUUCCACCACAAAAAGUUGAUUAUCGCCCUUACGCUUCCAGCAGUCAUCAGCAACAAUUCUCUCCAGUCCCACCCCAAGUACAGAGCCAGAGGCAUGGAUCAAAUUCAACCGUGAAUAGCUAUUCAUCUUCACCGAGGAACACAAUUCUGGAAAGAAAUGCGCAACAACUAGAGUUCCAAAGAAAUGCAAUCAGGAAUGAAAUCUCAGAUCCCCCUCCAAUGGUGGAUAAAUAUUCGCAUCAAUUAAGAUCAGCGUCGUAUCCAGAAGUUCACACACCCACAGCAGUUGAAUCUCCAACGUACCACCAGCCAAGAGCGUUUCAGAGAAAACCUCCACCAAUAAUCCCUAACAACACUCAGAAAAGACCACAAUCCAAAGAAGAAAGAAAAGCGAUCAUGAUGAAUAGAUUCAAGGAGGCCGAUUAUAGAAGAAAGGGCUUCCUAACAGAAUCUGAGCUAGCUGGAGUCCUCAGAAAUAGUGACCAAACUACCUUCCGGCCUUCAACAGUGAGCCUAAUGAUUAAUUUAUUUGACGAAAAUGAUACCAAGACCAUUGAUGUCACAGGAUUUGGUCGUUUAUUGGAAUAUAUUGACUAUUGGGAGGAGGUUUUUUUUAUUUAUGAUAGAGAUCAUUCUUAUUCUAUUUCCUUCAACGAAUUCAAGGCAUUGAUCAAAGACACAGGAUACAGUCUUCCAAGUUCAACAGUGGAAUUCAUUUUUCGAAAACACUCCAGCAACUCUGGAUCUGAUAUGAGGUUCGACAGUUUCAUAGAAAGCAUGGUAUGGUUACUAAGAAUCACGGACAGUUUCAAAAAAUUCGAGUCAAAAGGGACAGGAGUGGCUGUCUUUCCGUUCCAUAACUUUAUAGAGGAAAUAUUUAGUCUUAAAUGA